AUGCAAAAGCUCGUGAUCGCCUUCACCACCAUCGCCGUCGCCCAGGCCUUCCUUUUCCCGUCCGGAGGAGGCGGAGGAUGUGGAUGCGCGUAAGUUUUUCAAACUUUUGCUCUGCACCUCUCAUUGAGUUCUCUCUGACGUUUUCGAAUACCUGUAUUCUUGCAGCCCACCACCACCACCACCACCACCGCCAUGCGGAUGCGGAGGCGGAGGAGCCGGACUCUCGCUCCCACAACUCCCACCACUCCAGCUCCCACAACUCUCGCUGCCAUCCCUCGGAGGAGGAGGCGGCUGCGGAGGACCAGCGCCAUGCGGAGGAGCCGCUCCAGCAGCGUACGCUGCCCCACCACCGGCCGCCGGAUACGCCGCCCCACCACCACCGCCACCAGCCGGAUACGCCACCGCUGGACGCAAGUAA
Caenorhabditis sp. 36 PRJEB53466 is the source of this 418-nucleotide messenger RNA. The record is from the annotation of a GenBank genome assembly. Lineage: Eukaryota; Metazoa; Nematoda; Chromadorea; Rhabditida; Rhabditidae.